Triplophysa rosa is the source of this 3631-nucleotide messenger RNA. RefSeq names its product EH-domain containing 2a (gene ehd2a). Gene Ontology annotation, cellular component: plasma membrane; cytoplasm. Gene Ontology annotation, biological process: endosomal transport; endocytosis. The coding region runs from base 1330 to 2985 and encodes 551 amino acids. Gene Ontology annotation, molecular function: calcium ion binding; GTP binding; protein binding. Lineage: Eukaryota; Metazoa; Chordata; Actinopteri; Cypriniformes; Nemacheilidae. The record is from RefSeq and is a predicted model, not a curated record. The transcript is spliced from 8 exons.
AAUUGAAGCGGAAAAGCGCCGACGGACGGUGACGCAGUGGAUUGAUGCCGUUGUUCGGUUUAAUGAACAGAUUUCGAGAAUCGAUUCGCUAAUUCAUUUAGUCAUGACUCUGAUGUGUUCCAUUCGAAUUGCAUUCUCCUGAUCAUUUAUUUAUGUAAAUAUUUAAGUUUAGUUUCAAGUAAAUAAAUUGUUUUUAAUUUAUUGUUUUUAUCAGUAGUACACGUUUUAAAAUGAAGUGUAUGUAAUUGAAGCAAGUUUAAUUUGUUGAUAGAUGUAGGCCUAAUGAUGUGCUAGGAUCUGGUAGUACAGUUUAAGGACAGUUUAACAGUAGUUUUGAUUGUUCAAGCCAACAAAUGCCAACAGGGGUUUCACACUCCAACAAACACGUUAUUGAUGAUUUCCCAAUAUAAUGAUUAAAAAAAGUUUUACUUGGACCUCUCCCUUUCCCUUCCCUUCUUGUAACAUCAGAAGAGCAGGAAACUAGACUAGAGAGAUUUACAGAGGCAGUGCUAAACAAUGGUUGUUGAUUCUGACAGUGCUGCAGUGACGAACUAGUGAGAAAAAGAUUGGUCUUAUUCCUAAAGGACUGUUCUUAACAAUAUUGGUAUCUCUGGUCACCAGGAACAUUUACUGCAAAUCUAACAAGAACUAAACACUUCGUUUUAUAUUUUGUGCAGUCCAAGGAAGGAAGAAGAGUCAAGGUUCAUAUUCGGCAUAUAUAUUACAGGCAGCACAUGUUUCUGAUCUCCAGACACUAUUAUUUUAUAUCUCCACCCUAUUGGACCUCCGCUUGUUCCUCAUCAGGCAAACUGAGAGAACCCAGAUGAGCAGUGGUCUACUCCCCUCUGUUUUUCACAUGGUCCUGGAGUGACAAUUAAGAGAACAUCUGUUUGCUCUACAGAACAGUGAGUGAAUCCAGUUACAUGACAUUCUGACUGUUGAAUGUAAUCUGUAUAAAGCAUGCCAAUCAAUUGCAAUGCCAUAAAUCAUAUGAAUAAUAAUGGAUAUAAAAUAACGGGCUAUAAGCAUUUUUUGUUUGGUAUGUGUACAAAAUGUGACAAAAAUGCAUAUGAAUUGUCUUAAAAUGGUUCCAGGAAUUUGGCUCGUUUGAAUUCAGCUGCACUUGAUGUGUUGUCUUGCUCAACUACAGGGUUUUCCUUCCUCCUGAUAUAGUGAGACAGCUGCAACUUAUUUGCAAAGACUCAAAUAAUGACAACGAUAAAAAUCAGUGUUAUUGACAAGCAGAUCUAAUUCUUCCUGGAGAUUAAAUAGAGUUAACACAGAAUAAUCAACAAAUUUGAACUCUCCACAGACCCCAGUUUUAGCCCAAUGGCCGGUAAGGACAUUAAAAAGAGUGGUAAAUGUCAAAAGGAGGUUCACACUGUGACUGAAGCUUUGAAGAAUCUAUACCGGCAGAAGUUGCUUCCAUUGGAGAAGUACUAUGGAUUCUCUGACUUCCACUCAACAAGCCUUGAAGAUGCUGACUUUAGCAACAAGCCCAUGAUCCUGGUGCUGGGUCAGUGUUCAACAGGCAAGACCACUUUUAUCAGAUAUCUUUUGGAACAAGACUAUCCAGGAAGCCGAAUAGGCCCGGAACCUACGACAGACAGUUUUACAGCUAUAAUGCAUGGAGAGAUUGAGGGAAUCAUUAAUGGCAAUGCUUUAACCGUAGACCCUACUAAGCCCUUCCGCAAACUCAGCCCGUUUGGAACCGCCUUCCUCAAUCGAUUCCAGUGUGCACAUUUGCCCAACCGAGUUCUAGAGAGUUUCAGCAUUAUCGACACACCAGGGAUUCUGUCUGUGGCCCAACGCAAAAUGAGUAGAGGAUACGACUUUCCAGCUGUUAUUCGCUGGUUUGCUGAGCACGUAGAUCGCAUCAUCCUUUUGUGUGACGCACAUAAACUGGAGAUCUCGGAUGAGUUCUCGUGCACUGUGAUGGCUUUGCGCGGCAACGAGGACAAGCUCCGAGUGGUGCUCAACAAGGCCGACAUGGUGGAUUCCCAAGAGCUCAUGCGAGUGUACGGCGCCCUCAUGUGGUCACUCGGGAAAGUGUUUUGCACUCCGGAGGUUCUUAGGGUUUACAUUGGGUCUUUCUGGUCCUCUCCAAUGCGCGUGACAGACAACCGAAGGCUAUUCGAGAGAGAGGAGGAGGAUGUUUUUGGAGAUAUUCAGAACCUUCCACGGAAUUCUGCUUUGAGAAAACUCAAUGAUCUGGUCAAACGAGCACGGCUUGUGAGGGCACACGCUUACAUCAUUAGCUCUCUAAAAGAAGAGAUGCCUUUGGUUUUCUGCAAAGAGAAGAAGAAGAGAGAUCUUAUAUAUGACCUUCCCAUCAUCUUUUCAAGAGUCAAACAAAGGCACCAGAUUUCUGCUGGAGAUUUUCCAGACUGCGCAAAGAUGCAGGAGCGACUCAUGAGUCACGACUUCACCAAGUUUAAAGCCCUCAAACCUAAACUCUUAGCUGGUUUGGAUGAGCUCCUAAACACCGACAUUGCCAAGCUUAUGCCUCUUCUACGCCAAGAGGAACAGGACGCCGCUAACCAACUCGUGGUUCAAGGGGGACCUUUUCUACAUGGUACCAACAGGGGCCCUUUUAUAGUAGGGAACCCUUUUGAUCACUGUGGACCCGACAGAGAAAGUCAUCAUGUCUCAGAUGAUGAAGAAUGGGUGGUGUCAAGUGAUAAAUCCAAGUAUGAUGAGAUCUUUUACAACUUAUCGCCCCAUGAGGGCAAGCUGAGUGGGACCAAAGUAAAGGACUGGAUGAUGAGCACCCGCCUGCCCAGUUCAGUCCUGGCACGAAUCUGGAAGCUGUCAGAUGUGGACUGUGAUGGUAUGUUGGAUGAUGAAGAGUUUGCUUUGGCCAGCCAUCUCAUUGAGGUGAAGUUGGAGGGUUUUGGGCUUCCCCGUGAGCUACCUGCACAUCUGGUGCCACCUUCUAAAAGACAAUGCAAAAGCUUGAGCCCAGAUAAAGGAGACAAUGAAUAGUGUUUUAAUGUUUAUUGCGGCAUUUUAAUGCUUAUUAUGACAGAAUUAUACUAAACUGAAAAUUAUUAGUCUAAAGACUCUUUAGACUGUAAGAUAUCUAAUUUCUCUGUACGAAUAGUAUCUCAAAAGACAUGUUGUUUUGCUGGUUUGUAUUACCCAAGGGCUGGGCACAGUUUGUUUUGUGGUGUGUGUUGUACAGUAGAUAUCCCAUUGAGACUGUUGCUAUGAAACACAUAAUGCAAACAUAAAACACUUCAGUGUUUGAUAUCUUUUCUGUUCUUAUAUUAUAUGUUUAUAAUAUGUAACAGUCAACUUGGUUUUACUGUUUUUUAAUAAAUAAUUUGUUUUAAGACUAAUUUGUCUUAUAGUUUGAGCGCAGUGUGCAACAUUUUAAAACAAAUAUGGCAUAACCAUUUUCCUGGAAAGAUGUGUAACUCCAUCAGAUGACAAAACAAUAAAAUGACACAUUUUAUGCAAUACAUUCUUUUUUCACCUUCAGGUAUACCUCUUAUCAGAGUAAAUAAAUAUUCAAAUCUUAGUUUGAUGACAAUCACAUACAAUGCAAAAAGUACAAACCAGAUAAAACCUUUAUGUACAAUUCAGAAUAUGUAAAAUAAAGAAUAAUACCAACAAAAAAUACAUAAAA